This is a messenger RNA of Ruditapes philippinarum (Manila clam), 2066 nucleotides long. RefSeq names its product coiled-coil domain-containing protein 171-like. Lineage: Eukaryota; Metazoa; Mollusca; Bivalvia; Venerida; Veneridae. The record is from RefSeq and is a predicted model, not a curated record.
AUGUCUCACAUGGAAGGAGCAUUGAAGAGUCGUGAGGAAGGUUGGAAAGAGGAGCACAUGUCACAUGAAGAUCAGCUAAAUAAACUAUCUACAUUAACAAAGGAGAGGGAAAUGUCCUGGCAGAAACAAAAACAAGAAAUGGAGGAACAUUAUCAACAGUUGCUUAAUGAAAUGCAGGCCAGAAUUAAGAAGAGUCAAAGCGUAGCAGACCAGGCGUGGGAGAAGAUACGAGUCACAGGUGGUGUACAACAGGGGCUAGAGUCUGAGUGUGCUGAACUUCAGGGACGGCUCGGUGAAAUGAAGAAGCAGAACUCUGCUCUUCUUGCUUCAUGCUCCCUGCUCAUUGGUGCUUUCUAUCCACUAUGCUCGCGUUCAAACUUCCUCGCAAUGCAGCGUAGAAUUAUGGAGGAUCAGUUGAACAACUGGGACGUCUGUCGGGAAAGAGUGGAACUUCUUGUUCACACACUGACCUCAGAAAUGAACAAAUCAAAUGGCAAGCCAAAAGAAACUGCUCCGACAAAGCGAAGUGGGGCUCUCGUAUUUAGAACUGGUGCCAUUGCAGUGAUUGCUGCUAAUAGGUUGAAGAGAUUAGGUCAAGUUAGUUCAAGAACGUUUGUUACCCAUGAUUCAGCUACUGGACAGAACAAUAUUCUUGUAUGUACAGGCAGCACUGAUACUCCUGUUAGAGAUGAUGAUGAAGAAAGAUACCAUAGAGAGCAAGGACCUGGUGAGACCGGACUCUUGCACUGGUUGACAAGCUCUGAACUCCUUCAUACACUUACCUCAAGCUCUAGUGAGCUAAUGGAGACUAUCAAUCAAGUUAAAGGAAGAGACAAAGUUGGCACUGUAGAAACAAGAGCCAUUGUGAAUGCAGCAAGGAAUUCGUUUACUCGCCUAUUUGACCGAUUGGGGCGAUAUUACGAGAAUGUGUCCAUAAGGCCUGAUGUAGGAUUUAGAGAAAGAAACUCUUUGGUGCGGUUGUUAGGGCGUGGCCUGAGCAAGGUGCUAAGAACUGGGUCCGAAACAGCUCCAUCUUCCCCACAGGAGCUGAUGAUUUCACUACAGACACAUAUACUGGAGUUUACUCAGAGGUUACACAGUGUAGAGGUUGAGAGGAGGUCCCUGCUGCAGGAGGUUAGUCGGCUACAGGAGGAGGUAGAGAGGCUUGGACCUGAACGAGAGGAACUUGUAACAGAGGGAAAUGAUAUAGCCAUUACACAACAGGGCAACAAGUAUGUACCUAUAGAGAAGUUUGAGAGUGUGUGUAUAGAGCUGAAUAAUGCACUACGUAGAGAAGAGCAGGCACAGAACUUGUUACAAGAACAGGGGAGACAAUUAGAGGAACUCUCUGCUAGAAUGGAUAUAUUCUCAUCUGAGGGAAUGGAGAAAGAACAGACUUUGUCAGAGGCCAUACAGGGGUUAGCUGAGACAAAGUUAGAGUUACGACGUAAGGAACAGACUGUGAGACAGGUAAACAAACAACUUGCAGCACUAGAAGGGGAGAAGGAAUCAUUGCGGAAUAAUUUACAAGAUGCUGAAAAAGCUCUCAGGACUGUUGCCAAAGAUAAAGAUAUACUUACCUCAUAUAUACAGACAGUGGAAAAUGCUCUUGUUAGAACAAAGCAUGAUUUAGGUGGGAAGAAUGGUAAAGAUGUUUCCUUGUCAAAAUUGUUACUCAAUGCUGAUUUUAUACCUAAAGAUGUUGGCAAGGCUGGACCUGAACUUAUAGCAUGCCAGAAUCUAGUUGGAGCAUUUGUUGACUGUCAACAUCAUCUUGAGAGUAAGAUGAGAAGUUUAGAGGAGGAAAGAGAGAACAGUAAACGUCAUGUUAUAUUACUGAAACAAGAAUUAAAUGAUGCAGUACGCAGGGAACAUGAACAGUAUGAGUUUUCCAAACCAACUAGAGACAGGUUUCAGACUGGAGACAGAUUAAUAGAAGAAGAAGAUAUAGAUGAAAAUGACUUCACCCAGAGAGAUUUUAUGUCACUCAGAGAAGAUUCCGAAGUAUCAUUUAACUCAACUAGAAACAAAUCUGCAUUGUCCAGUUCUGGAAGGAAAGGAGAUAG